Messenger RNA from Mus caroli (Ryukyu mouse), 2330 nucleotides. It is a transcript of the gene Muc20, whose product is annotated as mucin 20, cell surface associated. Gene Ontology annotation, biological process: hepatocyte growth factor receptor signaling pathway. The record is from RefSeq and is a predicted model, not a curated record. Lineage: Eukaryota; Metazoa; Chordata; Mammalia; Rodentia; Muridae.
CCUACCCAGUCGCACCUGGGCAGUCGGCUGCCCCUCCUCCCUGGGUUGAGGAAGCAGGAAAGGGUGGUGAGGAGAGGCAGCAGGCAGGUCCGGCAGGCAGCGGUGGUCAGGGCCAGGCACGAUGGGCUCUGUCUGGGGCCUGGCUGUGCCCCUCCUUGUCUUUUGCUGGAAGGUUGGCAUCAGUGUGAGCUCUCCAGGUCUCGAUGUUAGCAGAUCAGUUCCUUUGGUGACAACCAACAACAUGGAAGUGUCCACCUUCACUCAAAGGGACAGGCCCAGCUCAGAGAAAGCCUUCCAGACCACCAACCUGAUUCAGUAUGUUCCUCUAGACACGCAAACUCUCAACACUGAAACUGCUUCCAAUGCCUUAAGCGCAACCAGUAUCAGUUCAGAGGUCAAUUCCAGGGACACUCAGACCACCUCUUUUGUAACAAAGACCAGGAAGACACAUACUACCACUCCUGCAGCAUCAUCCCUAGAGACCCAGACCACCUCUCCUAAUUUGUCAACCCUAAAUAUUCAGAUUACCUCCCCAACAGCAUCGCACCUGGAUGCCCAGACCACUUUUCCUGUAUCAUUAUCCCUGAGUACCCAAACCACUUCCCCUACACCAUCAUUCCUGGAUACCCAAACCACUUCCCCUGCACCAUCAUCUCUGACCACUUCCCCUGCACCAUCAUCUCUGACCACUUCCCCUGCACCAUCAUCUCUGACCACUUCCCCUACUCCAUCAUCUCUGACCACAUCCCCUGCACCAUCAUCCCUGGAUACCCAGACCAUCUCGCCUAUUGAAUUGACCAUGAAGACCCAAACCAUUUCCACUGUAAUGGAGACCAGAACUGUUUCAAUAAGAAUACCUUCCGACUUCAUGGUUGUGCACACCAUCCCUACAGAGACAUUGGCACCAAGCAACAGCCCCAGAACUGGGAUGAGCACUGUCCAAACCGGCACAGUGUGGGACCCCAUAGAAGCCGUCUUUGACACCCUUUGUACCGAUGACAGCUCUGAAGAGGCAAGGAAGAUCACAGUUGACCUCCUGACGUUGGCACACACCUCCACGGAAGUGGAGCACCUGUCUUCAGAGAGCAGCUCUUCCUCUGACAGUUCAGCUGGGGUCCUCAGCAGCUCACGAGUCCUGGGACCCGACAGUGCAACUCCAGCCAAGGGUUUGGUUGCCUUCAACAUCACUCAUAUUAAACUCACCACCUGCAUCACAGAAAUAGAAACAACCAUCACCAUCUCUGGGGCCCCAGGCGAGAGCCUCAGCCCUACAGAAGUGACGGCAGCCUUGUUCACUUCUGAGAUAUUAACUUUGCCUCCACCCACUGAGGGAAAACCAAUUUUCCCCGAGACCACAAGCUCAUCUGGGAUCCUGUCAACUGCCAGCACCCCGGUCCUUGCCACCACCCUUGAGGGGACAGUCUCCACUAGUGCAAUCACAGAAAGCGAAACAGCAGUGGCCCAGACUCUUACCUCUGUUGGAACUUCGGUUACAGUUAGAAGGAACCAACUGGAAAACACUUCAACACUCUCUAUUGAGACACAAAGCCACACUGAGGUCUUGGGCACCAUCACAGUCCCCAUGGUUGCUGGAUCAACAAUGGGAGAAGCAGCCUCCUUCGUGAGUUUCACGGCUCUGGACAGCAGCAGUCUCUCAGUGGUGGUUACCACCGAGAGCUCUGCUACCUCAGAGACUUUAACCACAGGCAAUACAACCAACAGCUCCUUCCUCACAGAGAGCCGCCCUCCUUUUCCUAUCUAUUCAACUACAGCUAGCACCAGCAAAACCCCAAACAUCACCUUAGCCAAGACCACAGCCUCACCAAAGCCCCCGAUGCAUCCUACAACAUCUGCAUCCUCUGCUUGGAUUAGGAAAACCACAAAACAUGAUCCAGGUGAAGAUGGAGGCUUCCUCCUUGUACGGCUGACCGUGGUCUCCCCUAAGGACCUCACUGAGCACAACGCCAGAGAGAAGCUGAUGAACCAGCUCCGCCGUGAACUGCACGCCCGUAUGCCACUUGUCCACAUGUCCUUACUGAGCAUCAGGAGGGGUUGAGGAAUGCUAGCUGCAACCAGGCAUGGCCUCUGUGCCAGAAGAAUGGUGAUGCCACCGAGGCCCAGACGCUACCAACAGACCACAGCCACGGUUCUGUGCUAUGGACUCCAAAGGUUCUCAUGAAGGCCAGCUGGCUCGAGAGCCCUCCCCCAUACCUGACCACAAGACCUUGGUCCACUUAUGCCUGAGUGUAUGUGCAAGGGGAGGGGCUGACCUCUUUUCAGAGAUGUCCCUUGCAUCCUCUGCCUGGUUAUUGUAUUUCAGUAAAGGGAGA